AAAUUUGGUGGGUGAAUUAUGCCUUCUUAUGGCAAGCACAUGCCUUGUGCUGUUGAAGAUUGCGAUCAUCAUGUUGAUGAAGACAAACUGCAAUUUCAGUUGCUGGGUGAAGGCAAUGACAACUGUGUUGUCAGUAUUAUUGGCACUGGGAUGGUGAUUCGCUUGAAGAAGGUUGCAGUUGAUAAAACUCGUGCUCUACCUCAUGGCUCCUGCUCUGCUGGAUGUAAAGCCAAUUCCUCUCAAAGAUCAAAUGUGUUUAAUAAAUGCAACGAGUCUAAAAGUAGUGCAUUAAAAUGCAGUUAUGGAAAAUUACCUGCUACUUAUUCAUCUGUGCAUAGAUGUGUCAAAAGAAUCGAUCUAUGUGGUGAUAAAUCAGUGCCAUCUUGCCCACAAUGCUGUCUAAUAAGACAGUGUUGCAGAGAUUUAGCUUUUCUCAACCACAUUGCUUUUUCUUUUUUUGGCCCAAGUUUGGUGAAGCCUGGAAGACUAGUGAGAUUAAGUUUAAACACAAUGCAGUCUAUUGAAAAGCAGCUUCAACACACUCGAGAAGAGGGAAGAUUGCACAAAACCAUCAAUCCAUAUGGCAUUGCUAUCCUCUGUCCUGAUGCAUCAACAACUUUUCACGGAUGCCAUUCAGUUUCAUCGGCUGUGCAACUGUGCUCUGUUCAUAAAAAUAUUUGCCAUGACACAAAAACUUCUCUGCCCAUACAUGUUACACCUGAAUAUUAUUCAUACAUACAUGAGGAAAAUCAUCCAUCUCAGUGCCAGAAUUGUAGACGUAAACACAAUCCUGCAUACUCCCCUAGCAACUGUAAAUGCUCUAAGUUCUUUAAGAAUACAAGUAUCUCUUUGGAAAAGAAAUUGGAAAGCCUUGAUUCUGAUUCAAUCAUGGCCAACAUAAGCUCUUCUGUUCCCCUACAUAAAGUUUUUCCUAUAAAUAAUUUGCAUUUGUUGACUGAUGAGGAAAUUAGAGCCAAAAAAGUUGUAGAAAAGUUAAAGGUACAGAAAUUUCUUGCACAGUUGUAUGUGGAUGAUAAGAUAAAUGCUCAUGGCCCCAAGUGUAUUCCACUCUCUCUUGAUCCCUGUUAUUUGAACCACAAGGAAAGCCAGUUGAAGCCAUUCCCAAAUAUUGGCUAUGAAGAUGAAUUGUCCACAAGCUUGCCUAUCACUAGUAACUUAGGUCUUCACAAAGCUCAAGUUGUUGGAAAUUCAAGUAUUCGGAAGCUCACACUGGAAAACACCAUUGGUUUUGCAUCCAAUAUCUGUCAAAGAGAAAAAAAAUUCUGCAAUUCAAAGCAUUUUAAGGAAGACUCGUUCCAAGAAAAUCCAGAUAGUCACCCGCAGAGAAGCAAUGACCGGAAAAAAAUUCCCUCUGACAAUAAGCAAAUAGUUGGAGAUCUGAACUAUUCUCAGGCUAAUCCUAAGAUCAGAGAAGCACGCAAGCCUGUCACUCUCUGCGUGGAGCUUAAGCCUAAACAGGGCUUCCUAGAGCCAGUGGAUGACGAGUCCAUGCUUCUGUGUCGCUUUUGCCUGAAACAAUUCAUUAAGUGUUCUAGAGGUGAGCCACAACCACACAGCAACUACUGUCCUUUAGAAUUCUUCUCAGGGGACGUGAAGCGCAUGGCAGCAGCUGUGCAGCAGCUCUUCGCAGCGCCUCAAAACAACCUCAGGAUAUUCAAGGAUGGUGUGGUGGUGGAGGACCUUUCUCAGUACAGCUUCCUGUCUUUCAAGUACGCCUUCUUGCCUCUCUUUGACAUCACAUCUUUCUUCUUUGAAUCGCAUCCCUUCCAACGUCAAUGCUUCCAGUGCUUGGUCAAUGUAAUUCAGUGCCAAGUUAAAAGCCUAGAAGGAACAUCAAAUUCUCCGAAAAACGCCUCUGUAGACGAAGACAGCGGCAACAGCAGCGAUGGUAUAUCAGAGGAUGAGGUGUAUCGAUCCCAACAGUCUGAGUUAUGUGUCGUCAAGGCUUUUGAAGCGUUAGAGCGUCUUAUUGCUAUGGUUGGGGAGGACCAAGCUUAUGAACUUCUUCGUGUGGUUCCUGAUGGUGCAGGUAACGAUGUCUGUCAGGUUAUUGAAGAAGACGGCUGUACGUCUUUGCAAAAAUCUCAAUCCGUAUCGGAUGAUGCCAGUUUCCCGGAACUUCUCCCGAUUAGUGAAGUGAUCUCCGAGUGUGAUGAGCUUGUAAGUUCUCCUCAUUUCGAUCCUAUUCCCAAUGCGCUGCAGUCACCGUUCGUUGAAAGAGAAAAUGGUUUAAAAAAAUUAUUAAUGGACGACUCCUCGUCUGCAAUGCGGCACGAAGCAGGCAUUCUGGUGUCACAGGUUCAAGAGUUCCUGAAGGGCCUUACGUUCAAAGACUGCAGUCUCAUGAUCCUGCUAUCUGGUUGGUAUCUCUGCCAGGUGACAGUCAUUGAUCUGGUCAGCAAGGACCCCAGUAAAGUCAAGUUACAUUAUUCGGCCGUGCGUGAACUGCAGCAACUCGUCUUGCGUAAACAGCAACUGGAUGAACCGCUGCCCAAAUGUUGCCUUCUGCCCUGA
This is a messenger RNA of Hyalella azteca, 2535 nucleotides long. RefSeq lists its product as uncharacterized. The record is from RefSeq and is a predicted model, not a curated record. The coding region runs from base 19 to 2535 and encodes 838 amino acids. The transcript is spliced from 11 exons. Gene Ontology annotation, cellular component: nucleus. NCBI's taxonomy places the organism in Eukaryota, Metazoa, Arthropoda, Malacostraca, Amphipoda, Hyalellidae. Gene Ontology annotation, molecular function: inositol-1,3,4,5,6-pentakisphosphate 2-kinase activity; ATP binding. Gene Ontology annotation, biological process: inositol phosphate biosynthetic process.